Molecule: messenger RNA, 390 nt
Organism: Pteronotus mesoamericanus
Lineage: Eukaryota; Metazoa; Chordata; Mammalia; Chiroptera; Mormoopidae
Gene: FSHB
Product: follicle stimulating hormone subunit beta
Exons: 2
Coding region: 1-390 (129 amino acids)
Biological process (GO): follicle-stimulating hormone signaling pathway
Cellular component (GO): extracellular region; cytoplasm
Molecular function (GO): follicle-stimulating hormone activity
Source: RefSeq, a predicted model, not a curated record
AUGAAGUCAGUCCAGUUUUUCUUUCUCUUCUGUUGCUGGAAAGCAAUGUGCUGCAAUAGCUGUGAGCUGAUCAAUAUCACCAUCACCGUGGAGAAGGAGGAAUGUCACUUCUGCCUCAGCAUCAACACCACUUGGUGUGCGGGCUACUGCUACAACAAGGAUCUGGUGUACAAGGAUGGACUCAGGCACAAUAUCCAGAAAAUAUGUACAUUCAAGGAGCUGGUGUAUGAGACGGUCAAAAUGCCUGGCUGUGCUAACCAUGCAGACUCCAUGUACUCGUACCCAGUAGCCACCGAAUGUCACUGUGGCUCAUGUGAAAAAGACAGUACUGACUGCACCAUUAAAGGCCUGGGGCCCAGCUUCUGCUCCUUCAGGAAAAUAAAAGAAUAA